AAAUAAUGGAAAAUCUUGGCGCGACUAACUAACACGCCUAACACGUUGGCACAUUCGCACUUGAGCCCUCGUCCGAGACAGAAAUGCAGUCCCACUCGCUCCUGAUCGCAGCCGUUGCUACGUUGCUGGUGGCCCAGACGGCGGCCAAGUUCCAGCUGAAGAACCACGACGACGCGGAGAAGGCCUUUGAGGAGUGCCGCGAGGACUUCUACGUCCCGGAGGACAUCUACGAGAAGUACCUGAACUACGAGUUCCCCGCCCACCGGCGCACCAGCUGCUUCGUCAAGUGCUUCCUGGAGAAGCUAGAGCUCUUCUCGGAGAAGAAGGGCUUCGACGAGAGGGCCAUGAUUGCCCAGUUCACGUCCAAGAGCAGCAAGGACCUGUCCACGGUCCAGCACGGCCUGGAGAAGUGCAUCGAUCACAACGAGGCCGAGUCCGACGUCUGCACCUGGGCCAACCGCGUCUUCUCCUGCUGGCUGCCCAUCAACCGCCACGUGGUGCGCAAGGUCUUCGCCUAACUGAUAUGUGAUAUGCUUGAUCCAAUAAAAUUAGGAUUGAUCCAAAAUAAAAUCGGUUUUAUUUAAAAAUUAAAAAUGGUUUCCCGAAAAAAAAAAAAAAAUAUAAAAUCUAAAAAUAAUGUUUCUUAACAAAAAUCUUUU
Drosophila biarmipes is the source of this 659-nucleotide messenger RNA. It is a transcript of the gene Obp83g, whose product is annotated as general odorant-binding protein 99a. NCBI's taxonomy places the organism in Eukaryota, Metazoa, Arthropoda, Insecta, Diptera, Drosophilidae. Gene Ontology annotation, molecular function: odorant binding. The record is from RefSeq and is a predicted model, not a curated record. Bases 84 to 518 code for a protein of 144 amino acids. The transcript is spliced from 2 exons. Gene Ontology annotation, biological process: sensory perception of smell.